AUGUCUCGCCAACGCCCGAUACAAUCAGGUCCCGACAUUGACUCGGCCUCUGAUGAUGAUCUUGAUCUCGACGAACUCGAUCCCGUUGUUGCACCUCUGAACGGGAGUGUUGCAAGUAUAGGAAGCGGUCCAAGACUGCGGCUGCAGGGCAAGACAGGGAAUAUUCCAUUGCAGAGACUACAAAAGUACGGAGGCAGCUUAUGGAGAUCAAGAAGCAGGCAACAAGACGAAUAUGCUGUGGAGGAGGAUACCGAACGGUUACUCCAUGGCUGGCCUGGGCAAUCGCGAAGUAAUGGCCACCUCAGAAGGUGGUCUGAAGAACAAACUGGCUGGAAUGUUAGGAACAAGAAACGACAGAACAGCAAUGGACAAGGCGGCGCUGGGCAGAUGCGAGAAACGCCCUCGCGACGCCCGAGUCAGAGCAUGCAGUUUCAGCAAUUCGUCCGAGAAGAGCUUGCUGAUAUGCGGGAGGAACACGACGCAGACAACGUCGAGUCUCGCGAGAUUCAAGUCGGCAAACCUCAGAAGAAGCGAUUCCCCACCAACGUUGUCUCGAAUGCCAAAUAUACCGCCUGGUCUUUCCUUCCACGAACACUGUACAACGAAUUUUCUUUCUUCCUGAACAUAUAUUUUCUGUUGGUCGCACUGUCGCAAAUUAUACCCUUUCUGCGAAUCGGUUAUAUGUCAACUUAUAUUGUUCCAUUAGCAUGUGUACUUACCAUCACGAUUGGGAAAGAGGCCAUAGACGACAUUGCACGAAGACGACGAGACGCCGAAGCGAAUGCAGAGCCUUUUACGGUUCUUUCAUUUCCAGAUGCCUCCCGCCCGCGACAAAACGGCGUCGUCGAAGUUCAGAAGCGAUCUCGGGAUAUCAAAGUCGGUGAUGUGUUAAAGUUGGAAAAGAACCAAAGAGCACCUGCAGAUGUGGUCAUCUUACAAAGCCAUCUCAACGAAUCCCUUAGUGGAUUGACCGCUGACGAAACGGGGGAUGCAGCCGGUGCUGCUUCCGCCGUCGACACAGGAGAGACCUUCAUACGAACAGACCAGCUCGACGGCGAGACGGAUUGGAAACUUCGACUUCCGAGUCCUCUGAGUCAGACCCUCAAGUUAUCGGAAUUACAGCGUCUACAAAUCAUAGCGGGAGCCCCAGACAAAAGAGUGAAUGACUUUGUCGGAACUCUGGAGCUUCGGCCGAGCCAUGGUUCUGCCUAUGAUCCCCAUCCUGGCAGAGGGGAUCGAAGCCUGGACAGCAUUGGCGAAGCUGCAUUAGGUGGCCACUCGAACAGCAAUCCCACCUCAGCUCCGCUAACGAUCGAGAACACCGCUUGGGCAAACACCGUCCUUGCCUCCAGUACCGUCACAUAUUGCGCAGUAAUAUACACAGGCCCACAGACUCGCUCCGCCCUAUCUACCUCUCCUUCAAGGUCCAAAACAGGACUUUUGGAACUAGAGAUCAACAAUCUCACCAAGAUCUUGUGUAUCAUGACCCUCACACUCUCCAUCAUCCUAGUUGCGCUCGAAGGAUUCGAGCCCUCUAACCGAAAGCCGUGGUAUGUCGCGAUAAUGAUCUAUCUCAUCCUCUUCUCAACCAUUAUCCCGAUCAGUCUACGCGUCAACCUUGACAUGGGCAAAACAGCGUAUGCGCGGUUCAUUGAGCGCGACAAAGGAAUCCCUGGCACUGUUGUGCGGACGAGUACUAUUCCCGAAGAUCUCGGUCGAAUCGAAUAUCUGCUCUCCGACAAGACUGGUACGCUCACGCAGAAUGAAAUGCAGUUGAGGAAAAUCCAUGUUGGCACUGUUGCCUACUCUGGUGAGGCUAUGGAAGAGGUCGCUGCUUAUGUUGAUCAAACCUUCUCUUCGAGUCAAGACGCCGAUACGCGAGGAACGAGCACCACCAAGACUCGCCGCGAGAUCGGCAUUCGUGUUCGUGAUCUCAUUCUAGCCCUUGCCUUGUGUCACAACGUCACACCCACCACAGACGAAGUGGACGGAGAAAAGGUCAUCUCAUAUCAGGCGUCUAGCCCCGACGAGAUUGCCAUUGUCGAAUUCACAGAAUCCGUGGGUCUUCGACUCCUACAUCGGGACCGUGAAACAAUCGUCCUUCAGUCCACCACAACGAACCAGGUUGUUGUACGUGCCGAAAUCAAAGACAUCUUCCCCUUCACAUCCGAGAGCAAGCGCAUGGGUAUCAUUGUACAGCUGACUUCCGACGUGCUCGGACUCACAGCAGCUGACAAUGAGCUCUGGUUCUUUCAAAAGGGCGCGGAUACUGUCAUGACCUCGAUAGUUGCUGCGAACGACUGGCUCGACGAAGAGACGGCGAACAUGGCUCGAGAGGGCCUCCGAACCCUCGUGGUCGGCCGUAAACGUCUCUCCCCUGCUCAGUACUCUGACUUCAGCAUGGCAUACACAGAUGCCAGUCUGGCCCUACAGGAGCGCGACGCUGGCGUGGCAGCUGUGGUCAAGGCGCACCUUGAACAUGACUUGGAACUUCUCGGCGUGACGGGUGUGGAGGAUCGCCUUCAAAAGGAUGUGAAGCCGUCUCUUGAGCUCCUUCGGAAUGCCGGCGUAAAGAUCUGGAUGUUGACUGGUGACAAAAUCGAAACGGCACGCUGCGUGGCCGUGUCGGCGCGCCUCGUUGCUCGUGGGCAGCAUAUCCAGACCAUGGCCCGCUUUAAGACGAAACAACAAGCCAAAGACGCUCUAGACCUUCUACGCAAUCAAACCGAAUCAUGCCUUCUCAUCGACGGCGAGAGUCUUUCUCUCAUGCUGUCUCAGUACCGCACCGACUUCAUCACAGUCGCGGUUCAGCUUCCCGCUGUGAUUGCCUGCCGCUGCUCGCCAACCCAAAAAGCGGACGUGGCACAACUCAUCCGCAAAUAUACACGGAAGCGUGUCUGCUGCAUUGGCGACGGUGGCAAUGACGUGUCCAUGAUCCAGGCCGCGGACGUCGGUAUCGGGAUCGUCGGCAAAGAAGGCCGCCAGGCCAGUCUCGCAGCCGAUUUCAGUAUUACUCAGUUCUGCCAUCUGACCAAGCUUCUCGUCUGGCAUGGACGGAACAGUUACAAGCGCAGUGCGAAACUGGCGCAGUUCAUCAUUCACCGAGGGCUGAUUAUCAGCGUGUGUCAGACUAUGUACAACAUUGCGGGGCAUUUCGAUCCUAAGGGCCUGUUUAAGGAUUGGUUGCUCGUGGGCUAUGCGACGGUAUACACCAGUGCACCUGUCUUUUCACUCGUGUUGGACCGAGACGUCGAUGAGCAGCUUGCAAAUCUAUACCCAGAACUGUACAAGGAGCUCAAAUCAGGCAAGAGCCUUAGUUACCAGACCUUCUUCAUGUGGGUUCUGGUGUCGGUGUACCAGGGUAUCAUCAUCCAGGGUCUUACACAACUGAUUGUGGGCGAGGUUGACGGCCCGAGGAUGCUCAGUGUCAGUUUUACGGUUCUUGUGUUGAAUGAGCUGAUCAUGGUGGCGGUUUCCGUCACCACCUGGCACCCAGUCAUGAUCAUCAGCAUUCUGGGUACGGCUACUAUCUAUGCGGCGAGCGUGCCGUUCCUUGGCGGAUAUUUCGAUCUGGAGUAUGUUGCUAGCUGGAGUUGGGUGUGGAGGGUUCUAGCGGUGGGAGCCAUCAGUCUGGUUCCUGUCUGGGGUGGCAAGGCCAUCCGACGUAUGUGGAAGCCACCGAAUUAUCGUAAGGUGCAAGGAAUAUAG
This is a messenger RNA of Exophiala spinifera, 3708 nucleotides long. RefSeq lists its product as uncharacterized. The transcript has a single exon. Gene Ontology annotation, molecular function: ATP hydrolysis activity; ATP binding; ATPase-coupled intramembrane lipid carrier activity. Gene Ontology annotation, biological process: retrograde vesicle-mediated transport, Golgi to endoplasmic reticulum; endocytosis; phospholipid translocation. The record is from RefSeq and is a predicted model, not a curated record. Gene Ontology annotation, cellular component: plasma membrane; trans-Golgi network; endosome. Bases 1 to 3708 code for a protein of 1235 amino acids. Lineage: Eukaryota; Fungi; Ascomycota; Eurotiomycetes; Chaetothyriales; Herpotrichiellaceae.